Molecule: messenger RNA, 3531 nt
Organism: Cynoglossus semilaevis (tongue sole)
Lineage: Eukaryota; Metazoa; Chordata; Actinopteri; Pleuronectiformes; Cynoglossidae
Product: nuclear factor interleukin-3-regulated protein
Exons: 7
Coding region: 1927-3183 (418 amino acids)
Biological process (GO): circadian rhythm; regulation of DNA-templated transcription
Cellular component (GO): nucleus
Molecular function (GO): DNA binding; DNA-binding transcription factor activity
Source: RefSeq, a predicted model, not a curated record
GAUGGGAAUGGAAGGUUUGCCGAGGACACAUACGUAAUUUAACCUUAUUCUUGUUUUCCUCUUCUCAGAAAAGAUCGAUCGCUCUCCUUCCCUUCCCCCGUCAACUCCCUUUCUCCGUCUUCCUCUAUCUUUCUCCCUCUCCCUCUCUCUGCUCCCCCUCCCCAUCUUUGUGUUUUACUGUGUGGAUAAAGGACAUUUCAGGACACUGGUUUGUGGAUACUGAUAACAGAGUUUGCAGAGUGGUGGUCAUGUCUACUAUUACUCACAGUGAUGAUGAUGUGACACAGUCAGUUCAUUUGCUGCAUCGGCGAUCUGCAGCUAAAUGUUACAUUGACUUAUUUUAUUAUAAUGGAGAUUAAAUUGACCGAACUGAACGUAAAUGUUUUAAGUAAGUCAGGGUUACUUUACUGCUGACAGUUUCAUAUAUACAGUAGAUACCAUGAGGCAGCAGGUUCAAAUCCCGGCCUGUCUUUUUUGUGCCCCGCUGCCCCCAGUGAUGUAUUCAAUUCAAGUUUCAAGUUUCAGCUUAUUGUGGGUCAGAACAGCUGUGGGUUUAGUUGAAGAUGUGGCCCACAGUCUGGACCACAGUAACAGCCAGAUAGAAACCCAUAGUUGUUGGCGAUGUGAAGUAGUGUGUGUGACUUUGUUGACCAGACUGUGGUGUAAACACUGUGAGUCUACACUUUUACCUCAGAACAGUAUGAGACACAACUUAAACAUCUCAGUCGAACUGGCAACCCUGCAUGUGGCAGCUCAGAUAAGGGUUUCUGGUACAAAUGUACUUGACCCCCCACCCCUCCCACCAACCCCCGCUCGAAGUACACAAGGUCCAACUAAUGUCUAUUACUCUAUGUUCCCUCUUGUGAGAAGAACGGUCAAUCAAACUCAUCCUAGUUGUUACACAACAUCCCAUCAUCAUCUGAACACUGAGAAGCUGUUGCCACUGAUGGUGUGUUUAACCAGGGAGGGAGGAAGGGAGGGAAAGACAAAGAGAGGAGUUGAGGAGAGCAGAGCAAGGAGUGAGGAGGUUCUCCUGAGUUGAACUUGAGUGGCCACACACACACACACACACAAAGUCAAACAAGGCCACUGUGUUCACAGUCUGUUACUCAGAUGAAGGAUCACAAACACAUACAUUCAGAAAGCUUGUGAAAAAAAAACACAGAAUGUGUUUCCUUCAGGAUAAAGUAUAAUGUUUCUUUGAAAUGGUCAACAACACCUCCUCCAAUAAUCUAAAGAGUGGAAAAGAAACAUCCAGUAGGUGGGAGUGUGCAUAAAUUUCGCAGAGAUGUUGUUAAAAGCCUAUGAAGAAAAACAUGGCCAGACCUUAACAAGACUGUGAAGACGGAGGAAUGUUACAGUGAUGUUACAUCACUACUGAUCUUUUACACCUUGACCAUUAUCUCGCUGUUAUGAAGACGUGACUACAAUUACACUGGAAAUAGAAGGCUGUGACCAGACCCUGUGGACUGCAGCGUUCAGUCAGUUUAGAUCAGGGGUCUCCAACCACUGGACCGGGGACCAAUACCAGACCGUGGCCUGCAUGCUCUUCCAGCUGAACCCUGGGGCAGUGACACAGUUUCCUUUUCUCGGAAUUCCACCCCUGACCUGGAUAUUUUCCCGUCCGCAUGCACCACUAUGUCACAGCUGGCAUGUUCAAAUACAUCUGUCAAGGUCAUGGUAACAGCUGGCUGUCAGCUACAAGGAGGAGGAGGAGGACGAGGAGGAGGGAGGCAGGCAGGGAGGGUCAGCCGGGGUGAGGAUCCGACCCGGGCUGAACUAAACAGCCGCUGAUCGGGAGAAGGAAACAGCAGCGAGAUGCUGAGCUUCUGAGGAGCAAAGACAUGCAGCUCCAGAGUGACGAACUAUUCCUGUCCACAAUGGCCGCCUGCUGACUGAAUUAUUUUCUUCCUGAUGUAAGUGAACAUGGCGGCUCAGAGUGUCGGCACCAUCAUCAAGGACCUGUCACUGCCGUCAGUAGGACGUGUGGAGACACCUAGAAACUUGGAGUCCAGGCCUGUAGUUGGAGCUGGACCCUUCUCUGAUGAAGCCACUUCCAUCCUGUCCUCCACCAGCCAACUGGCCAGAACUCUUCUGGGCCACAGUUUUGUUCUUCAACGCCGAGACAAACCCUCCAACUCUGAGGCGAAGUCGGGGAGAAGCGCUGAUGAAGAAAGCAGCAGCAACAUCUCAUCCCGCAAACGUGAGUUUAUGCCCAUUGAGAAGAAGGACGAAUGCUACUGGGACAAGAGGAGAAAAAACAACGAGGCAGCAAAGAGGUCCAGAGAGAGGAGACGAGCCAAUGACAUGGUCCUGGAGGGGAGGGUUCUGAGUCUGCUGGAGGAAAAUGCCCGUCUGAGGGCUGAGUUGCUGGCCCUCAAGCUGCGCUAUGGUCUGGUCAAAGACUCUUCAAACGUGAGCAUCCUGCCCCUCUCUGUGCCCCCUGGUGCUCUCUAUCCAACCCACAAUGAUGGACCCUCGUUCCUGAACACACCACAGAAGAACACUGCCCAACAAGUCCACCUCCAUUAUCCACACCAGGCUCUACCAUCAUUCAUCUAUGGGGUGAGAGCAGCUCCCCCUGUGGUGAGUCACAGUGUUUCUGAAGAGUCGUGUGUUUCUACCUCCUGUAGUUCAAACUUGGGGAGCCCUGUUUUUUUUGAGGACACAUCCAGUGAACUUGGGCCUUCACCUGGAGAACUGGUGGAAGAACAAGUGGGCAAUCAGUCCCACAUGUGUCUUCUAGAGUUCAACGAGGCUCAGUGCAUCACCAAACAUCAGACCCGCGAGGGUCUGAGGAACUUACCCCACAAACUCCGCUUCAAAGGCCCCAGCAGCUGCUCUGACGGAGGAGAAACUCCUCCCACAUCUGCUGACAGACACAGUGAGCCGCCUGUAGCAACUGUGAUGCCAAAUAUACAGAUGAGGGACCACCAGCAGGCGGGGUGGUCCACAGAGGGUGCCGAUGCUGGAGUCAUGCAGCAGUACCAAGUUCUGUCUUCUGACGAUUGUAACUCCAGAGACGGGAGGUAUAGAACAGAGGACAUGAGUCUGAGGUCACAGGUCAGCUGUUUGUCUCAGGAAGUGGCUCAGCUGAAGAGACUCUUCUCCCAGCAGCUGUUCUCCAAAGCUGUUCAUUAUGGACAUUUUCAAAGACUGGGUCGGGAGCCAAAGAGUUUAUGACUGGGUUAGAAAUCAUAUGUGUGUAUUUGUAAUCAGAACAUCACAGUCUUUUACCACAAUUUUUAUGUGUACGUUUACACUUAAAACAGAAAAUUAAAGAAAAUUAAAGUAAACUGAGAUUAAGCUAGUUUUAGAAAGAAAACUAUUAAACAAACGGUCCAAAAAAAAUUUAAAAAGUGAUUGGAAAUGAAUAAUUAGUUCCCAAAAUGUUCAAAGGUGUAUAUUUCUGUAUAUCUUUGGAUGUCACAAAUUGACCAAGACACACUGUUGUAUGACAUUUGUGAAAAACUGUUCCAAAAUGCAAAUGUGUAUAUUUGUGCCAGAAAAAAUAAUUACAAAAAAUGAAUG